Molecule: messenger RNA, 4292 nt
Organism: Balaenoptera acutorostrata (minke whale)
Lineage: Eukaryota; Metazoa; Chordata; Mammalia; Artiodactyla; Balaenopteridae
Gene: JAKMIP2
Product: janus kinase and microtubule interacting protein 2
Exons: 22
Coding region: 382-2844 (820 amino acids)
Molecular function (GO): microtubule binding; kinase binding
Source: RefSeq, a predicted model, not a curated record
GGGAGGAGGCCUAGUGGUGAUGCUGCUGCUUCUGCCGCCGCGACUGCUGAUACUCCAGUGAGGCUGGAAGGGUGGUUCCUAUUCGCACCGUCGCCAACCAGAGAGUGAGGGAAAAAAAUCCCAGCAGCCGCUGCUGAUGUUGGGUUCGGAGGCUGCGUCCGACUCGGUCACAAGGAAAAUGGAUUCAGUUUGCAUCUCUCCCUCCUUUCAACAGCUUCUCCGGGUCUCAGCAAGGGCUUCUAGGACAGCGGCUGAGGAGACCUUCCCGAGGGGCAGCACGCAGUAGCUGCUGAGCCAUCGCGCCCGGGAGAAGCAGCAGUAACAUGGCAGCCCCUGCUUGAGAGGAAUUAAACACCAACAGACUCCAUUCCGAAAGGAACCAUGUCCAAGAAAGGGCGAAAUAAGGGCGAGAAGCCCGAGGCGCUCAUUGUCGCCCUUCAAGCUGCCAACGAAGACCUCAGGACCAAGCUCACAGACAUCCAGAUAGAGCUGCAUCAAGAGAAGUCCAAGGUAUCUAAACUCGAGAGAGAGAAGACUCAAGAAGCCAAGAGGAUCCGUGAGCUGGAGCAGCGCAAGCACACGGUCCUGGUGACGGAACUCAAAACCAAGCUCCACGAGGAGAAGAUGAAGGAGCUGCAGGCCGUGCGGGAGAAUCUCAUCAAGCAGCACGAGCAGGAAAUGGCCCGGACAGUGAAGGUGCGGGACGGCGAGAUCCAGAGGCUCAAGUCGGCGCUGUGUGCGCUCCGGGACGGCAGCAGCGACAAAGUAAGGACAGCGCUCACCAUCGAGGCCCGCGAGGAGGCCCGGAAACUGUUUGAUGCAGAGCGCCUUAAGCUCUUACAGGAAAUUGCGGACCUGAAAACGGCCAAGAAGCAGGUGGAUGAGGCGCUAAGCAAUAUGAUCCAAGCGGAUAAAAUCAAGGCUGGGGACCUCAGGAGUGAGCAUCAGUCCCACCAAGAAGCCAUCUCCAAGAUCAAGUGGGAGUCGGAGCGGGAUAUUCGGAGGCUGAUGGAUGAAAUCAAAGCCAAGGACAGGAUCAUCUUUUCCCUGGAAAAGGAACUGGAGACCCAAACAGGCUAUGUACAGAAACUCCAGCUGCAGAAGGAGGCUUUGGAUGAACAGCUCUUUCUGGUCAAGGAGGCUGAAUGUAACAUGAGCAGUCCAAAACGAGAAAUUCCGGGAAGGGCAGGAGAUGGCUCUGAACACUGCAGCAGUCCUGAUUUGCGAAGAAAUCAAAAGAGAAUAGCUGAGUUGAACGCCACUAUAAGAAAAUUAGAAGACAGGAAUACCUUGCUUGGAGAUGAACGAAAUGAAUUGUUAAAACGCGUGCGGGAAGCCGAAAAACAAUGUAAACCUCUUCUGGAAAGGAACAAGUGCCUCGCCAAGAGAAAUGAUGAACUGAUGGUGUCUUUGCAGCGCAUGGAAGAGAAACUAAAAGCCGUUACCAAGGAAAAUUCAGAAAUGAGAGAAAAAAUUACAUCUCAUCCACCCUUGAAGAAAUUAAAAUCUCUGAAUGACCUCGAUCAAGCUAAUGAAGAACAAGAGACAGAGUUUCUAAAACUUCAGGUCAUUGAGCAACAGAACAUUAUUGAUGAGCUCACAAGGGACCGGGAAAAGCUCAUUCGUAGGAGAAAGCAUAGAAGAAGUUCCAAGCCAAUUAAGAGGCCUGUUUUGGACCCAUUUAUUGGCUACGAUGAGGACUCCAUGGAUUCAGAAACAUCAUCCAUGGCCUCAUUUAGAACAGACCGAACGCCAGCUACUCCUGACGAUGACUUGGAUGAAAGUCUAGCAGCUGAAGAAUCUGAGCUACGAUUCCGACAAUUAACAAAAGAGUACCAGGCUCUCCAAAGAGCCUAUGCCCUCUUGCAGGAGCAGACUGGAGGCAUCAUUGAUGCUGAAAGAGAAGCCAAGGCUCAAGAGCAACUCCAGGCAGAGGUGCUAAGGUAUAAAGCCAAAAUUGAAGAUCUGGAAGCGACUCUGGCUCAGAAAGGGCAGGAUUCACACUGGGUAGAAGAGAAACAACUUUUCAUUAAGAGAAACCAGGAGCUUUUAGAAAAGAUAGAAAAACAAGAGGCAGAAAAUCACCGGCUCCAACAGGAACUGCAGGAUGCCAGAGACCAGAAUGAGCUGCUGGAGUUUCGAAAUCUAGAGCUAGAAGAAAGAGAGAGACGAUCCCCUCCAUUUAAUCUGCAAAUUCACCCAUUCUCAGAUGGUGUGAGUGCUCUACAGAUCUACUGUAUGAAAGAAGGUGUCAAGGAUGUGAACAUCCCUGAUCUCAUAAAGCAGCUUGAUAUCUUGGGUGAUAACGGGAAUUUAAGAAAUGAAGAGCAAGUGGCUAUAAUUCAGGCCAGCACUGUGCUGUCCCUGGCAGAAAAGUGGAUCCAGCAAAUUGAGGGAGCAGAGGCUGCCCUGCACCAGAAAAUGAUGGAAUUGGAAAGUGACAUGGAACAAUUCUGCAAAAUCAAAGGCUAUCUGGAAGAAGAACUAGACUACAGGAAACAAGCUCUCGACCAAGCAUAUAUGAGAAUCCAGGAACUAGAAGCGACUUUGUACAAUGCUCUGCAGCAAGAAACUGUUAUCAAGUUUGGUGAAUUAUUAACUGAGAAACAGCAAGAGGAGCUGAGGACAGCAGUGGAAAAGUUACGGCGGCAGAUGCUGAGGAAGAGCAGAGAGUACGACUGUCAGAUUCUUCAGGAGAGAAUGGAGCUCUUACAGCAAGCCCAUCAGAGAAUUCGUGACUUAGAAGAUAAAACAGACAUCCAGAAAAGACAGAUAAAGGACUUAGAAGAAAAGUUUCUGUUUCUAUUCUUGUUCUUCUCUCUUGCCUUUAUUCUAUGGCCUUGAUGUCAAGGUGCCUCUUACAGAGUAACCGAAAACACGGAUAAGACCGCAGAAAAGCAGAUACUUCUAAACCUUCAAAGAUGGCAGAAAUGUUUACAGCAGUGAAAGGGAGAUCAGAAGCUUAGAACUAUAAUGUAGCCAGGACUACAACUGUGUAUUUUAAAGCCAUUAUUCAAGGUUUCUUACUUGACAGUUCCUACAUGACCCUGUUGAAAAUCUACAAUAUAUGCUGCAUUUAAUGAAACAUGUAUAGGUCAAACCAGAAGGAAAGAACUAUAAACAUAUAUUGCGUGAAGAAAACAAUUCAGCCAUGGAAACAGCUUCAGCAGAUCAAGCAAAGAUGUGUCUUGGGCAUGGAACCAAAGUUACAAAGAAACAUUCUACCCCUGCUGUGCAGGGGAGGUCAUUUUAAUGUAACACUACACCCCCAUGGAAACACUAGUCCUGAAAUAAACAUCAUUUUAAAAAAAUCAAACAAAAAAUAAGGGUGGGUGGGGAUUGAAGCACGAGGAAUACCUAUGAGGAGCUAUUUACAAUAAAAUAUUUCAUUUGAAAAGUCUGGUUUCUUACUACAGGGAUUUGCUUUUCUGUCUUUAUUAUUGUUUAAAACUCAGGAACUGAGACAUCUGCAAUUUGAGUGAGAAGAAAAGCAGUGUCUUGUUUUGCUGCAAACGGUGGAGCUUGUGGAAUGCAUUCCACACAUGACAGAUGAGAAGUGGAUCACAGUGACCCAGACUAAACUGGCAACCAAAGUGAAAGACCCAGGCGAAUGCAACAUAAGAAAUAACAGCAGAUGUUGAUGCUUCCUUGGCCUUCUGUCACAUCUGUGGUCCUCCAUGAACAACAAACUGAUCUCAUUCAUAUUGAAAAUUAAGAAGAUGAUGCUCUAAAUCACAAGCUCCCUGACUUAGAAUGUCAACGACUAUAGGGCCAGAGGCACCUCUGAAUCUUUCCAUUUCCAAAAUACUGGUCUUCAAAUGGCUGCUUAAAAUUGCCUGCAAAUAACAUGUUAUGGGAUUUGAUACAAAUAGAGGCGAUAAGUAAACUUCUACCAACAGUUGAGUUUACCACAGAGAUGUGACUAUUAAAUGAAAUUAUGAUUAUUUUUAGAAGUAUCCUGAUAUGCUUAGAGCAUUCUGACCUCUUGUCAUUUAGACUGAUAACGGUUUUUUUUUCCCCUAGAGAUCUGACAGCAACAAGGUAGCUCUACUUUUUUAUAUAAAAGUAACAUUGUGUUACUGAUAAGGUCAUUUUCUACCAGAGACAAUUAGAAGACUGGUACUUUCCUAAGUUGUGUAAUACUGAGUCUUGGAUUCAGCUCUGAGAGCAAAUAAAUGUUCCUGAAAAGCUAAUUUUAGCCUCAUUUACUGUAGAUAACAAAACAGCCUCAAUUUUUCAAAUUGUCAACGUUUUAUUUACAGGGCUAGCAUUCCCAUGCAUUAAGAAUGUGU